Mytilus trossulus (common blue mussel) is the source of this 3946-nucleotide messenger RNA. Its product is annotated as 8-oxo-dGDP phosphatase NUDT18-like. Bases 158 to 1123 code for a protein of 321 amino acids. The transcript is spliced from 6 exons. The record is from RefSeq and is a predicted model, not a curated record. Lineage: Eukaryota; Metazoa; Mollusca; Bivalvia; Mytilida; Mytilidae. Gene Ontology annotation, molecular function: 8-oxo-GDP phosphatase activity; magnesium ion binding; 8-oxo-dGDP phosphatase activity.
UAAAAAAUUUACUUCGCAACUGAAAACUCUGUGUAACAUGAUUAUGCUUAUUUGCAGCAUUUGAUAAUGUCUUUUAGAAUUAAACAUUAGGCUAACAUGUCGACAAUAGAGUUCAAAUUAUACAAGUAGAAGCAGGUUGUUUUGUAAUUUUAAUGUCAUGGAAAUUGAAGACGAUGUGAGGAAGCUUUUGGCUGGAGAGGUUUUACCUCUAUCAGAUGUUGACACAGGGCUUGAUAAAUCAAAGUUCAAGCCAGUAACAAAGAACAAUAUGGGGUUUAUUGUAUCAGCAGUUAUUGUUAAUGAAGCAAGUCAAGUAUUAAUGAUUCAGGAAGCCAAGUACUCCUGCCAUGGAACCUGGUAUCUUCCUGCUGGUCGAGUGGAGAAAAAAGAAUCUUUAGUGGAAGCUGCAAAGAGAGAAGUGAAAGAGGAAGCUGGGUUAGAAAUUGAAGCAGUUACUCUGUUGUCUGUAGAAUUUGGAUCAGGCUCGUGGAUGAGAUUUAAUUUUGCUGGAAAUAUAACUGGUGGAGAAAUAAAAACAUUAGAUUUGCAAGACAAAGAAUCAUUACAGGCAGAAUGGAUAGACAGAAAACAUUUAAAAGAUGGCUCACUUAAAAUAAGAGCAAAAGACAUCUUUCCACUGAUAGAAAUAGGCUACUCCUAUUAUGGAAAACCACCAAGAAGUAGACAUUUGAAUUGUUUACCCACUCAAGUACCUCAUACGAAAGCUAUACACAGACCUGUGAUCGUGUGUGUUUUACAGGAACGAGAGCUCUAUCUUCUAGUAAAUACCAAGACUAAACCACAUAUACCCUCAUGUUACAUAGGUUGUGCAGAUUCCUCAUCUAGAACAUCAGUAUAUUCAAUUUUAAAGGAAGCAGAUGUAGAUGGCGUACAGGGUGGAUAUAUAGAAGUUUGUGGACUUUUAUCUGUGGAAUAUAAUGGUGAACCAGACGCAAAGGUCAAUGGUAUUUGUCUGACCUCUAUUGUUACCAUGACGAGUUCUGCAGUACCAAAGAUAGCCAAUGACAAUUACACAUGGCACCAUAUUACUUCAUCAUUGAAAGACGAAUUAUUACAAAAAAUCAAAGAUGAACGUUUUGUGAAGUUUAUAGAUUUAUAUUGAUUUCUUUAAAUGGGAACCAAAUUGAGUUAUAUUUUUGAAAGAAACAUUUGUUUAAAAAGAAUUCUUUUACUUCACGUUAUUCCAAUUUUCAAAAGAAUUAAUGAUCUAAAAGAGCAACCAUUUAAGUCUUUGGGCAGGGAUUUGUACUUUCAAGUCUAUUUAGAAAAAAAAAGUCUUUGUGCAAACAAAUAAUAUUGAUAAUUUAGUAAUAGUACCUCUGAGUAUACUGUAUAAUGCUUAAAGCAAUAUAUUUAUUAAUACUCAUUUGGGAAAAAAUGGAAUGAAUUCCUAUAUUUUACACCUACAUGUACCCAUUACUCUGUACUCCUUUCAAAGAAAACUUCAUUCAGUUUGUUUUGUAAUAUAUCGUCGCUGUGAUGCAAAAACCAUGUAUCUAAGGUUUUUAUAAUUUUACACCAGGCAGUAAAAACUGAUUUUUUUUUAAUCGAUUAUUUAGAAUUAAAUAUGUAUGUUCCAUAUAUGCAAAAAUAUCUGAUCUUCUAACCAAUCGAUUACCAAGGCGAGCAAAAAAUUCUGCACCUAAAUUGUAUUUUCAAAGCUUUUCAUUAUUUCUAAGCUAUUUUAGCUUUCAGAACCUAAAAUUGACAAAACUGUACCUGUUAUUAUCUCAGCUGCUGUGCCAUAUUUUUUUUCUUUGAGAUACGAUAUUUUCGCACAACAAAAUGUCUCACCAAUCCGACUACACUUAUUUGUCACAUGUCAGAAUUCGGGUUAAUGAUUGGUUAGAAGAUCAGAUAUUUUCUCAUUCAGUGGAGCAUACAUAUUUAAUUCUAAAUAAUCGAUAAAAAGAUUUCUGCAAAAAGUUGAGAUACAAGGUUUUUGCAUAACAGUGACGAUAUAUAUUAUACUUGUUAUAAUCAAAAGGAAAACUUCUUUCUUUGUUUUGUUUACAGAAAAUGAAAUUAGAAACAUUUUACAAUCUAUAACAUUUUACACUGUGGUUUCAAAUUACAGUUAGAGAUGCACAAUUUUAGUCAGGAGAUGUGACUGAAAAAUGUCUGUUUUUUAUUCAGGGUUUAUGUUUGAUAUCUAUUUGAGCUAAAAUGAUAAUAUCCAAGUUUUAAUCUUGUUGUUAUGUUUAUGUAUGUGUGUUGAUUGUAAUGUUGUGUAAUAAAAGUGUUAAUGUCUGACUUGAGAUAAAUCAUGUACAAUGUAUUCCUUUUUACCCACAGUUAUGUAUUUUAACUGAAGAGGAAUAUUUCAGAGCAGAAGGGAAAAAAAAAUUACAAUUAUUAGUUGCUUAUUUUCAUUUAUUAAAAUUGGCAAUUUCAGAAUCCAGAUAAAAGAUUUUAAAAGCAUACCGUACACCAUAUUUCAUUGAAACAAAAGUUCAGGAUUAAUGAAUACAUUGUAUUUUCCUGAAAAAAGUAACUUCCUUGUCACAAGUGAUGUAUGCAAAAUAGAUUUACCUAUAAAACUUUAGAAUCUAUUCUAAAACCACCAUAAUAAUAAAUUAGUAUUUUUCAAAGGGUAUUUAUUCCACUUAUUUCUCUAUUGUCAAGUCAAUGAUAGAAUAAUGGGGGCUUACUUUUUACUUCAACACCAACAUUUUCUAGGUUCAUAAAGUGUUUUCAGCUUGAUGAUAUUUUUUUCUACCUGCAAUGAUCUGAAAGAUAUAAAAAUGUUUAAGGCAAAGUUGUAAACAUAUAAUAUAUGAAAGUAUAUCACUGCCGUCAGUGUUUCAUGCAAGCAGAUUUUGCCUAGUAUCAUGCCAUGCUCUUUGUUGACUAAAAUGUGCUAUGAUUUGUCAAUGCUUGUUUAACAUGUAGACAAUAUGUGCCAUGCCUAUUUUUAUUGACACAAUCCCAUUUGUUAAAGCAAUAUAUUUAUAUCAUUCCAUUUUUACAAUUAGAAUUUUCUCUUCAGUUUUGAUUUUUCUGCAAGAAGAUUGUGUUUUGUAAAUAUUUUACACAAUUAAACUUAUACUCUUUAUAAUUUUUGAGUAAAACAGUUCUCCAAGAAAAACUGUAGUGAAGGUCAUCAUAGAUCAUCAGAGAUGAUUUUCCAUAAUUAUUUUUUCUAUUCCCUUUUUAGAAUUUGGUGAAAACAUAAGCAUAAAAGGGAUGAUUAUUCUUACUCUCUAGCGAUUCAUUUCUUAAAAAAAAAUGUACAAGAAAAGAGCACAAAGAGCCUCCUUAAUUGUGUAUGGUUUUUAUACGACCGCAAAUUUUGAAAAAAUUUUCAUCGUAUAUUGCUAUCACGUUGGCGUCGUCGUCGUCGUCGUCGUCCGAAUACUUUUAGUUUUCGUACUCUAACUUUAGUAAAAGUGAAUAGAAAUCUAUGAAAUUUUAACACAAGGUUUAUGACCACAAAAGGAAGGUUGGUAUUGAUUUUGGGAGUUUUGGUCCCAACAUUUUAGGAAUUAGGGGCCAAAAAGGGCCCAAAUAAGCAUUUUCUUGGUUUUCGCGCUAUAACUUUAGUUUAAGUUAAUAGAAAUCUAUGAAAUUUUGACACAAGGUUUAUGACCACAAAAGAAAGGUUGGGAUUGAUUUUGGGAGUUUUGGUUUCAACAGUUUAGGAAUUAGGGGCCAAAAAAGGGCCCAAAUAAGCAUUAUUCUUGGUUUUCGCACAAUAACUUUAGUUUAAGUUAAUAGAAAUCAAUGAAAUUUAUACACAAUGUUUAUGACCACAAAAGGAAGGUUGGUUUUGAUUUUGGGAGUUUAGGUCCCAACAGUUUAGGAAUUAGGGGCCAAAAAGGGACCCAAAUAAGCAUUUUUCUUGGUUUUCGCACCAUAACUUUAGUAUAAGUAAAUAGAAAUCUAUGAAAUUUAAACACAAGGUUUAUGACCAUAAAAGGAAGGU